Messenger RNA from Mobula hypostoma (lesser devil ray), 4471 nucleotides. RefSeq names its product tetratricopeptide repeat domain 39A (gene ttc39a). The transcript is spliced from 18 exons. The coding region runs from base 75 to 1820 and encodes 581 amino acids. The record is from RefSeq and is a predicted model, not a curated record. Gene Ontology annotation, molecular function: protein binding. NCBI's taxonomy places the organism in Eukaryota, Metazoa, Chordata, Chondrichthyes, Myliobatiformes, Myliobatidae.
UAUUGCAAACUUUAGGACAACGCCAGUUCAUUCCCGUGAUUCGCUCUCAGGAGCAGGACAGGCCUUCCAAAUCCAUGUCAGCAUCUGCGAAGCUCACAUCGCUCUGGAAGCAGAAGAGCAAGGCUGAACUGAGGUCAUCUAAACUGGACUUAAAAACAUCACUGGAUGAAUGUGUGGUGGCUCUGGACUUGUUUCUAAGCAACAAAUUUGAAGAUGCUUUGGAUAAGCUCCAUUCAAAAGCCAAGGACAGCAUGUAUCACUCCUUGACAUAUGCCACGAUAUUGGAAAUGCAAGCCAUGAUGACCUUUGAACCUGAGGAUAUUAUUAAUGCUGGGAAUACAAUGAAAGAUGCCCAAGCCGUCUGUCAAAAGUUUAGGAAAAAAAACACUGUGGCAGACUCAAUCAACAACUUGAUGAACAGGCAAUCUGCAGAGCAUUUCACUGAAGAGGAAAUGCACGCCGAAGUCUGCUAUGCUGAGUGUUUAUUACAGAGGGCUGCUUUGACUUUCCUACAGGAUGAGAACAUGAUUAGCUUCAUCAAAGGUGGCAUCAAAGUAAGAAAUAGUUACCAGACGUACAAGGAACUUCUUAAUAUUGUGCAGUCAUCUAGUUACACCAAAGGAGAAAACUACAGUCAUUUGGAAGGAGGUGUUCAACUUGGAAUUGGAGCUUUCAAUCUAACGUUAUCUCUAUUGCCAACAAGGAUUCUCCGACUUUUAAAAUUUGUUGGAUUUUCUGGAAAUAAGGAAUUUGGUCUGGAACAACUGCAGGAAGGAGCAUCCACUGAAAACUUUCGGGCUCUUCUUUGUACCAUGUUGCUUCUGUGUUAUCACACAUUCAUGAGUUUUGUACUGGGCACCGGUGAAGGCGAUGUUGAUGAUGCAGAACGUUUACUGUUACCUUUUCUUAAACGGUAUCCAAAGGGUGCUAUCUUCCUGUUCUUUGCAGGUAGAAUUGAAGAAAUCAGAGGCAAUAUUGACAUAGCUAUUUCACGCUUUGAGGAGUGUUGUGAGGCCCAGCAACACUGGAAGCAGUUUCAUCACAUGUGCUACUGGGAGCUGAUGUGGUGUUUUACUUUCAAGCGCCAGUGGAAAAUGGCCUAUUUCUAUGCUGAUCUACUGAGUAAAGAAAAUUCGUGGUCUAAGUCUACAUACAUGUACAUGAAAGCAGCCUAUCUCAGCAUGUUUGCGGAAGGUGACUACAAGCCAUUUGGAGAUGAUGAAAUUGAGCUAUUCAGGAAAGUGCCAAACAUGAAACAGAAAAUUGCUGGAAAGUCUCUGCCGACAGAGAAGUUUGCAAUCAGAAAAGCACGACGCUAUCUUUCACAGAAUCCUGUAAAACUCGCAGUACCUGCCUUGGAAAUGAUGUACAUUUGGAAUGGCUAUACAGUAAUCGGUAAACAUCAAGAUCUGACAGAAGGCAUGCUUGAGACACUCAACAGUGCUGAGAGGGGACUUGAUUGUGCGCCAGUAAAUGAGUACCUUAUGGAUGAUAAGUGUCUGGUGAAGCUGCUUAAAGGUCUUUGUCUGAAACACUUAGACAAACUCUCGGAAGCAGAAGAGUACUUCAGCUGGAUUCAUACGAACCAGCACAUGAUCAGGUAUGACCAUUACCUGAUUCCAAAUGCCUUACUGGAGCACGGUCUUCUUUGCAUGCAAGAAGGCAGGAAUGAUGAGGCAGUCAAAUUUCUGGAAAGUGCAAAGCAAGAUUACAACAAUUACUCAAUGGAGUCAAGAACACAUUUUCGAAUCCAAGCUGCUCUUCUCAAGUUGAAAUCACACACACAAAAUGGGAAGAAAUCAUUACUGCCUUCUUUAUAAAAGAUGCUUAAAUUAUCCUGGCAAAACACCUAUGAAAUCCACAUUGAUUUUUUCCCCCUUGCUCUGAAGAAUGGUACAUUUGCAUUUACUGGUAAUCUUUGUGAACUUCUUUUGUGAUUGAGAACAACUUCAACUGGGUUCUCAGGAAUUAUAAACACAACUGGUUUACUUUGGUUCAGGGAGUAAAUUACUGGUUUAGUAAUUUACGGUAAUGUUAUUUCUAAAUAAGUGUCUUUGUAAAAAUGUAAAUACAUUAUUUCACAUGCAAAUAGAUUUCAGUUAUUAAAAUGCAUUACCACAUAGCACUCAUUGACCUCCAAAAGAUACCCAAGAAUAUAAAGAUGUAAACUGCUUGCAUUUCAAUAGAGCAAAUAACACACUUUUCAUUACCUUUUUAUUAUCAGUUGCAGUGUCCAAUGUGCUUAUAUCCUGUUUCAGCUAGUAAGGUGUCUUUAGUGAGUGGUUUGCAUCUAUUAAAAUCAAUUAUCUGAUGUGUCAGUUCAUGUUGAAGGUGUUUGAAAAAUAUUGUGAAGAAAGUGAUUGACGCAUGUGUGAACAGUGGCAACUUUUGAUUUUAUUGUUAAAUUUGUUGCUUAUGGAAGGUUUUACAUGCGAUGAUGUCAGAUGAAGAAUUUAUUGCAGGAAGACUAGGCUUGCUAUUCCCUUCGCCAGCAGACAAAUCACAUUAGGAACAACACUCCCAUUAAAUGGUGGGGCCCAAGUUCAAAAAAGCUUCUACAUUCAACAACUUGCCAUAUGCAUUAGGAGGUCAAUAGCAAUGAUGAAAAAACUGAACAGUUUCAUCAGGUAUUUUAUAGUCAGACUUACUUUCUUUCAAACUAUGGGAGGUUUUAAAAAAAACUCAAUCUGUGGUUGUUUUGCAUCAUUCUGGGAAUAAAAGUUGGUUAUCAGAAUGUUACUUUAACCCUCUAUUUCCUAGUUUAAAAUAUUUAUAUGCAAACUCAUUUCCAGUACCAUUGUCUGACUUGCUAUUGAUAUAAACAUACUGUAGUGACUCCCUUCCAGAGAAAUAUGGAAAAACUUUCAUAUGUCCAUCUUGAAAUGCAAACUUUCCAACCUGUAAUAAUUAUUUCUUGAAAGAGGCAAAUAGUUUAUGGAUAAACAUGGAAAAUACUCAAGAUUUUUCUCAGAAUAUCAGUUCACCCCACCCCCCACAAAAUACUUAAUAUCCUUCUAUAAUUGAUUUAGCUGCUAGCUAAUGCAAAAGUUUCAUUUCCAGGCAGUGGUAGCCAACUCUGAUUGAAUUUAGUAUUAGAGCAUUGCAUUAUAAGACAUUCAACCCAAUACUCCACUUAAAUUACCUUUCUUUAAUUUAAUUGUUAUAAGAAUAUGAAGUAUAAAAUGCUUGAGGAGAACAAAACUAUUUCCAGCAAGAUUUUUCACCUGGCUGGAGACUUGGCUUCAAAUUCAGGAAACUCUAGGAUAAGUGUUACACUAUAAAAUAUAAAUUUGAGAAUCCCAAGGAGCUUUUGAUUUCCGUUUGAUUUGGCAGCCAUAUUGCACAUUAUUCUCUUCAACACUUAAGGCAAACAAAGCCUUUGUUUGUUUAGAAGUAUCUUUAUGUAAAUGGUUCAUGCAUUCAGCAUCUUUGAAAGGGCAACAGAAAGACAACCAUCCAUUUACUGCUAACUGAAAUAAUGGAAAUUGAAGGAUACCAAACACUUUGCUUUUAAAAGAGGCAGAUUUAAAAAUUCUGCACUGAACAUGUAUCUCUUUAUUAUAUUUAUUAUAAUACAAUGCAUUGAUUGCACAUAAAUAUUGGAAAAGUUAAUCUACAAUCUGAAAUGUCAAUUCUUAAAGUGCAGCAUGGGAUUGGAUCAAUAAUUGUAGAAUUUGUAAAUGAAAUAUUAGUUUUGACAGUUGAUUGUGUUCUGCUGGAUUCAGGACAAGAAAUACUGUUUCAUAUUGUUAAACAUUAAAAAUUUAAAUUUACCUUUGUCCUUGUUUAUAUUUACUAAGUUAACCAUAAUUACAGUUUACAUGUAAAUUGCUAAUACAGUAACCUGGAUUUAUUUAGCUUCUUUAAAAUAUUAAAUGUUUAGAAAUGUUUCCCAUGAGCAACAUCUUAAUAUUAACUCAGCAAGGGGAUAUUAUAAGGAGUCUCAACAAAGCAAAAUUUGAAAGUUUCUGGCGUUUGAAUACAGAGAAGUCGAGAAAUACAGGGAAGUAAUUCAGAGUUACAAUCCAGCGCAGAUGCCAAUGAUGGGGCAGAGUGUGAAGGAUGCAAAAUCACAGAACAUAGAAGAGUACAGCACAGGAACAGGCUAUUCAGCCCAAUGUAUGCUGAAACAGCUAAAAAGCAAAUCAAAAACAUCCAAACACUAAUCCCUUCCACCUACACAAUAUCCAUAUCCCUCCAUCUUCCUUACAUCCAAGUGCCGAUUCAAACAUCAUGUAAAAGCCCCUGCAGCACACAUGAAAUGCUGGGAGGAACACAGCAGGCCGGGCAGUAUCUAUAGAAAACAGUAAACAGUCAACAUCUUGGGUGAAGAUGUUGACUGGUUACUCUUUUCCCACAGCUGGCUGGCUGAGUUCCUCCAGCACUCUGUGUGUGUGUGUGUGUGUGUGUGUGUGUGUGUGUGUGUGUGUGUGUGUGUGUGUGUGUGUGUGUGUGUGUGUGUGUGUGUGUG